UUGGCUGAAUUGUGCUUCUUCUUUAAAUUUUUGGUAGGUAACAUCUUUUCAGGUCUCGUGUUUCUUUCCCCAGUAGGGACAUUCAAUAGAAUAGUAAAGAAUGGAUCAACAGAGGAUUUUGAUAGCCUUCCGUACAUUUGUACAUUGCUUAAUUCAUCUUUGUGGACUUACUAUGGAAUUAUUAAGCCAGGCAGCUACCUUGUCUCUACUGUCAAUGGCUUUGGAGUCAUUGUUGAGACUAUCUACAUUGCUUUGUUCCUCAAAUUUGCUCAUCCAAAAAUGAGAACUAAGACAGCCAGCUUAGCUGGGGUUCUGAAUGUGGGGAUUUUAGCAACAAUUCUAUUAUUGGGGCAGUUGCUUUUACAUGGUCAAAUGAGAAUUAACGUAAUUGGUUUCCUUACCGCAGGUUUAACCAUCAUCAUGUAUAGCUCCCCUUUUGGUGUUGUGAAAACAGUGGUGACAACGAAGAGUGUAGAGUAUAUGCCAUUUUUUCUAUCGUUUUUCCUUUUCUUAAAUGGCGGCGUUUGGACUUUGUACGCCUUGCUUGUGGGUGACUGGUUUGUUGGAGUAUCAAAUGGGACGGGAUGCUUUCUGGGAGCAGUGCAGCUGAUUAUUUACGUCAUUUACCGGAACCCUAGUUCAUCAAAACAAUUAGAGGACCAAACGGAGUGCCUGCUACCACAUUCUUCCAGCUAA
Molecule: messenger RNA, 696 nt
Organism: Solanum verrucosum
Lineage: Eukaryota; Viridiplantae; Streptophyta; Magnoliopsida; Solanales; Solanaceae
Product: bidirectional sugar transporter SWEET17-like
Exons: 5
Biological process (GO): carbohydrate transport
Cellular component (GO): membrane
Molecular function (GO): sugar transmembrane transporter activity
Source: RefSeq, a predicted model, not a curated record